Molecule: messenger RNA, 2129 nt
Organism: Danio aesculapii
Lineage: Eukaryota; Metazoa; Chordata; Actinopteri; Cypriniformes; Danionidae
Gene: c9
Product: complement component 9
Exons: 11
Coding region: 31-2052 (673 amino acids)
Biological process (GO): immune response
Cellular component (GO): membrane attack complex
Molecular function (GO): protein binding
Source: RefSeq, a predicted model, not a curated record
UACAUCCAGUGAACUGUCCAGAGCUUCACCAUGAAGGCUUUAGCUGCUUUAUGUGUGACACUAUGUCUUUUUUAUCUGGCUAAUGGAAAGAGCAUAACAGACCCUGUGCAAGGAUCCAGACGGGAGGUGCGGCAAAUUAACGAUCCACCACCAGUUGACUGCAAAAUGAGUGCCUGGUCUCAGUGGUCACCCUGCGACCCCUGCACUAACACCACGUAUCGCUCUAGGGGUAUUGAGGUUUUUGGGCAGUUUAAGGGCACUGUCUGCACAAAUCCAAUUGGAGACCGGAGACUUUGUGUACCCAAAACCAAAUGCCAGAUGGAUGAUCCUCCUGUCUGCAAAAGCUCUCAGUGGCAGUGCACCAUUACAAGAAUGUGCAUAAGCAAAAAUCUCAGAUGUAACGGGGAUAAUGACUGUGGCCCAACCGAUGAGUCCGAUGAAGAAGACUGUGAUGUCAUAAGGUCACCUUGCGGCAAGACAGCUGUGUUUGAGUCUGACAUAGCCCUCAGAGCUGGAUACGGAAUAAAUAUUCUGGGAUCCGGACCUCGAAAUAACCCCUUUGAUAACAAAGUCUAUAAUGGCCAAUGCAACCGGAUCCGAGAUCCAAAUUCAUUGGAGUAUAACCGACUACCCUGGAAUGUUGGAGUUCUUCACUAUGAGACAAAGGUGGAAGAGAGCAGCUCUAAGGAGAUGUAUGAGGAUAUUCACUCUUUAAUAAAAGAGAUAACUAGGGAGACCUCAUCAACAUUUGAAAUAGGCUUAAAUUUCAAAUUUACACCUACUGAGACUUCCAAAAACGAUGAGGGUGGUAAUGCUGGCAGUGCUGGCGAGGGUGGCAAUGUUGAAAGUGCUGGUGAGGGUGGAGAGGUUGCCAGUCCCAAUGAAGGUGAUGCAGCUGCUGGUCCCGCUGAGGGUGGUGGAGGUGAAGGCCCCGCUGAGGGUGGUGGAGCUGGUGGAGCAGGUGGAGCUGGUGGAGCUGGUGUUGGCGGUGAUCCAGGAGUUUCUGGUGGGAUCCCAGAUGCAGCUCCUGGAUUUGGUAUAAGUGGAUCAGCAGGGGCUAAUUAUAAGCAAACAACAACAAAUAUCAUCAAACAACUAUCAGAACUCACGACAACCAAGAGAAAGACUUUCAUGAGAGUAAAAGGCAGAGUGGAGCUGGCCACAUACCGCAUGAGACAGCGCGGGCUAGAAGUGUCUUCAACAUUCCUGGAUGAUGUUGAUGCUCUGCCACUACAGUAUGAGAAGGGGCAGUAUUUUAGUUUCUUGGAGGAAUAUGGAACACAUUUUACUAAGAACGGAAAGUCUGGUGGAGAAUAUCAACUUGUUUACGUAAUGAAUGAGGAUAUACGGCAACAAAAACAUGUCACUGAAGCCACGGUCAAAAAGUGUUUUGAGCUUGGACUUAAAGCAGACUUCCAAUUUACCCCAGCAGCAGGAGGAGGAGGAGAGGUUAAACCAUUAAAUGACUGCAAUGGCAUAACAAACAAAAACAUAGAUGACAAAAACAACAGGGGGGUUAUAGAUAAGGUCCUGAUUGAAGUGAAAGGGGGAAGUGCAGCCUCAGCAGUAGCCAUGAAGUCUCAGCUCACUAAAGAUGGCAUUCUAGACUACACCCAGUAUGUGGAAUGGGCAAAGACCAUCACCAUUCUGCCAGCACUCAUUCAGAGUGAGCCUGAACCCAUCUACAAUGCCAUCCCUUUGAGCUUUCCUGAUGCUCAGCCGAGGCGGGACAAUCUCAAAAGAGCUCUGGAUGAUUAUGUGGCUGAGUACAGUGUGUGUAAGUGCCAGCCUUGCCAGAACGGUGGCACUGUGAUCCAGAUAGAUGGACAGUGUAAAUGCAUGUGCUUACCAGGAUCUGAAGGCGUCGCGUGUCAGAUCAUUGACAUGGAAAUGAUGAAAGGCAAGUCUUUUGAGCAGCUAGGGAACUGGGGCUGUUGGUCUGCUUGGUCCCACUGCUCUGGAGGGCGCCGUACGCGCUCACGCUCCUGCAAUAAUCGAGGUCUAUCAAAUGGAAUUUGCAAAGGAGACAAGACCAGUGAAGACUACUGUUAAGACACAAAAAACCACACAACAUUAAAAAAAAUAUGUAUAACAUUACAAAUAAACAAGUUGGUUUGUAUUAACAUUCA